This is a messenger RNA of Nematolebias whitei (Rio pearlfish), 1791 nucleotides long. RefSeq names its product interleukin-18 receptor accessory protein-like. Gene Ontology annotation, biological process: interleukin-18-mediated signaling pathway. Gene Ontology annotation, molecular function: interleukin-18 receptor activity. NCBI's taxonomy places the organism in Eukaryota, Metazoa, Chordata, Actinopteri, Cyprinodontiformes, Rivulidae. The transcript is spliced from 11 exons. The record is from RefSeq and is a predicted model, not a curated record.
AUGUCCAAGCAGCUUCAUGCUUCUGUGACCACAGGUACAAGAUUCAAGGGACUGCUGCCAACCUUCCAGGACGUGGACGCAAGAGGAAAUGCGACCCGAGGUUGCAGCGUGCAGGAAAUCAUUAUGUCUUCCCUUCACCUUUGGGUCACAAACGCAAACAAAAUAAAAAUAACAUAAAACUCGUGUGUAGGUGCUCGGCAGAGGAAGCACUACCGAGCUGUGGAGGGGGAGAGCUUCAUGAUGCCGUGCAGGAAAUCUGGUGACAAACUCACCAAGUGGUUCAAGACAGACGAAGGCAAAGAGGGAAAGGAGAGUUCAUCCAUUGACUGUAAAAGAAAGUUUAUUGCAGAAAUGAAACAUUCUGGAAUCUACAACAACACCGGCAUACUUCUGACUCUGCAGGUUGUGGAGAAAAUGAGCCUGAGCUGCUUUCAGCCGAAGGAGAGCAGUGUAACGCUGCGAGCGCACGCCGGCGGGCGGAUCAGCUGCCCCGGCCUCGCCUGUAGCAGCAACACAAGAGUCAUUUGGUACAAGGAAAACAAAGCUGUAUCUGAACAGCAGAGGUCCUCCUGUGAGGAGGGGGGGCUGCUGCAGCUCUGUACCGUCUAUCCAGAAGACUUUGGUUUGUUUUUCUGCAACAGACAAAUAAAUGAAGGAGGGGUCACAUGGACCUUCAGGAGGCCCGUUAACGUCACAGUCGUACCACAUCUUGAAGUAACAACGCCUCCAGAGAUUAUGUAUCCUUUUGUGAACGAAACCGAGGAAGUCAAGCUUGGUCAGUCUCACACCCUUACUUGUAAGGCGUAUUUUGAUUUUGAAAUAAACGUUUCACGAAAGGUGCAGUGGUUCAUGAAUUAUGGCGGCAACGUGAAGAACAAAACUCUACUGCACACGGAAAGUCCUCAAGAAAAUCCAGUGUUCUAUAAAAAGACUGAGGUCAUACAGAGAGCCACCCUAAGAGAAGUGACAGCUCAGCAUUUAAACCACACCUACACCUGCGUCGCAGGUAACACCGUCGGAAACAGCAGCGUCACAAUUCGACUGAAACUGAAAAAACAAGUAACGUGGCCUUCCCUCAUCGGGUAUCCCUUUGCGUGCUUCCUGCUGGUAGCCGGACUGGGAAUCAUCUUUCACAUGAAAUGGUUGGAAAUCCAGAUAAUCUGCAGAUCUCGCCUCCAGUUUGGAGAAAAUAACAGCGAAGAAAAAGACUUUGACGUGUUUCUGUCACAUGUGUGGAGCCCUCAACCUGCACACAGAGCUGAAGAUCUGAACUUUACCUCCACAUCAGGACUUUACAGUGAAGCAGCAUGUCUUUCUGUUAGAGAGACAUUAAAUUCUGCAGAGACUGCUCAGAGUCCAAUAGAAGUGCUGCUCGCCCAGGUGUUGGAGGACCAGUGGGGGUACAGAGUCUGUCUGCUGGAGCGAGAUAUACUUCCUGGAGGAGCUUAUACAAACGAUGUGGUUCUGGCUCUAAAGAGAAGUCAAAUGCUCAUCUGUGUCCUGUCGGCUGAAUAUCUCACCGACAGUAAUGCUGUGUUCAUACUGGAAUCAGGAGUAAAGGCUUUACUGCACAAAUCUCUCUUCAAACUCCUGCUAAUAUGGACCGGUGGAACUUCACGUUCCCUCGUCCAGCCGGACCCACCACUGCCCAAACUGGUCCAAAGGACCCUAAAGGUGCUACCCAGCCUGAACUGGACCUCAGACUCAUCUUCCACAUCAACCUGUACGUUCUGGACUUCUUUAAGGAAAGUCAUGCCCAACCACAGAGAAAUGACGGUUUCACACACGUGA